Molecule: messenger RNA, 3486 nt
Organism: Branchiostoma floridae (Florida lancelet)
Lineage: Eukaryota; Metazoa; Chordata; Leptocardii; Amphioxiformes; Branchiostomatidae
Product: polyhomeotic-like protein 2
Exons: 18
Coding region: 206-3361 (1051 amino acids)
Cellular component (GO): PRC1 complex; nucleus
Molecular function (GO): protein binding; zinc ion binding
Source: RefSeq, a predicted model, not a curated record
UUGGCUGCCUUCUAAGCCCAAAGUCACUUCCGCCAUUUUGACAACAAAGCUGCAGACUGGAGCCCAUCAAUCACCCAGCGAGAUUGCAGGCACAGACGGGCUUUCUCCACAUUUUCCACCCUUCCUGCUUCACCAGGCAGGCGUGUGAUAUUCCAGCAAAAAUCGGAGAGAUUGAUACUGACGAGAAGAACACUUGCUGACCAUCAUGAAUGACCGACAAACGUCGCCCAAUCAUGCCAGUGUGCCGACCACCCAGCAGCCUCCUGCUGCACACCAGUCUCACAGCGCCCCCUCUCUGGCCUCCCAGGUACAGCAGGUUCCAGCGGCUCUCUUUCCAGACAGACAGGUGCAGGUGAUCCAGCAGGCCCUCCACCGCGGCCAGCCUGUGACCAGCGUGAGCGCUGCGCAGUACUCGGCCCUGCAGCAGAUGUACAUGCAGCAGCAGCUCCUGCUGCAGAACAUGGCGGCACAGCAGCAGGCACUGGGCUCGUCUGCAGUCGGACAGCACGGCCUCUCACUUACACAGGCAAACCGCCAGGUCCUGUCCACCCAGUCUGGUACAGUGACAUCUCAGGCACAGCUCCUCACCACGCCAGCCGCACUGCAGCUGCUGGGGCCCCGCAUGGCUGCAGCUGCCGGGGCAGGGGGCCUGAGUCUGUCACAGCCGCUACAGCUGGUGGGACAGGCGGGACAGCCGCUGUACACCACCUGCACACCGCAGCAGCUGCACAGCGUGCUGUUACAGGCACAGCAGGCACAGAGCGCAGCAGCUUCACAACAGGCCCAGGCAGCGACUGCCCAGCUGCAGAAGCAGGCGGCAGCCUCCAUGGCGCAGCAGCAGGCUGGUGCACAGCUGGCUCUCGGGCCGGCAACUACAUCUGGUUCAACCGGCUCUUCCUCAACACCCCCUGCUCUCCUCUCUCAGAUAUCCCGUGGCCAGGGCUCUGUGCAAGCCCUUCCUCUCAGGGGUCCCCCUGUCCCGCCCUCCUCCGCCAACCAAUCAAAACCCUCCCAGUCCAAACAGCUGGACCAAUCAGAGAAGAGGGUUUCCACCUCUCCAAAGAAGACAGACUCCUCUACAGUUGAUAAGACAAAGAGCCAAUCCUCCCACCCCGUGCCACAGGCCAUUGCUAUUGGUCAGCCAUCUUCAGCAAAGGCUGUGCCUGUGCAGUAUUCCCCAACAAAGCAGACUGCCCCCGAACCUCCAGUCUCCAAACUGGAGGCCCACUCCAGUCUACACCUCCUGGCCUCUCAUGCUCACCAUGCCAGUUCUCGGUCCCCAACACAUGACAGGGGCAUCUCGGCAAUGUCUCCUCCAUUCAGACACUCUGUGCAGUGGCCAAAUGGUAAUAGGAAGGGUUCCGAUGGUCUCCCUUCUCUUCCAAAGCCUGCAGCCGAUCAGCAGAAAACAACCCUGUGUAGACCCCCUGCCCCCAAGCCGGAGGGCUACCACCCCUAUAUGGGCUCUCGUGGUCAGGACACUACCUCUCCUACCACGCCCACCACUGUCCCAUCUCCGACUUUCCUCCAGCAUAGUCAGCGACCACACUCCAGGCCGACCCAGCCUGUGCAGGCUGUACCAGCCCAGCAAACAUCGCCUAAGCCAACCGCUCCCUCCCCUCCCAUCACUAAAAUGGAGGCCCAACACAUACCGCACCACGUGCCCGUGCCGGUGGUUCCGCGGCCCCCAUUACACAACCGGCCGGCGACCACGCCUCCGUCUCCAACCUUUCAACAAAGGCUGCCCACCUCCCCAACGGUCCAGUCGAUGGGGAUCCCGAUGGGGGCCUCCAGUCUGGGCAGCCCACCGCCCCCAGAGGCAAAAACCGGACAUGUCCACCACGUCCACCCCCAUGUGCAGCCUCCGGUGCAGCCGCCACCGCCCCAGCCGGUGCAGGCACACAACCCGCAGGGUCACGCCGUCCAGGCGGCGCACGUCCCGCCAACACACAUCCAGGCGGCACAUGUCCAGCCAACUCAUGUCCAGCCACUGUCCCAGCCGCUCCCCCUAGCUCUGGCCACACACAAGCCAGUACAGACUGCCCCUCCCCUGCCCCAGCAGCCUCCGCUGGGACCUUCACCAGUCGCACAGCCCUCGGCCGUGCCACAGUCUGCCAGCCAACCGCGACCCUCUGCUCUCAGCGUGCUGCCCACGUCGCAGCCCAGUCAGCGGCAGAUCCCCACCCCCGGGCCACAGUCCCGGCUGACUCCGCCCCCUGCCCAGCCCCAGCGCCCGCAGUCACUCCCGCCACCCGUCUCCACAUCAGCUGUGGUCAGUCAGCAGGCUCCGCCCCGCGUGCCAUCGCCAAAACAAAACGGAGUUACAGAGACACAGACAGCGCCCCAGGAGAAACCCGCCGAUCCAAUGAAGUCCCCGGAGCCCCCAAAAGAAGACCCUCCGGCCAGUCGUAGCAGUGACUUACCACUGGCACUCAACAAACCACAACCAGAGAAGCAACAGCCACAGCGGGCAGUCGUCAAGCCACAGAUCCUCACUCACCUCAUAGAUGGCUUCAUUAUACAGGAGGGGCCUCAGCCAUUCCCUAUCAAGCACAACUCCAUCCUUGUGGAGUCCAGACGUCCCCACAUCAGCCUAGCAAAGGACCAGUUGUCCCCUGAGGCAGGGCCCAGCAGUGAGAAUGGCAGCACGCUGCUCAUACAGUCCCCAGAUGGCAAGCAACCUUCCAAGAAGCCCAAGAAGCUACAGGAUAAAACUCUGUUAAAGUGUGAGUUCUGUGGCAAGGUGGAUUACCAGUUCAAGUUCCGUGGAUCCAAAAGGUGGUUAAUUUUCUAUACAAAAAGGUUUUGUUCCAUGGCUUGUGCCAAGCGCUACAACGUUGGCUGCACCAAGCGCCUCGGCCUGUUCACGCCAAAACAGCCCAGCAGAUACAUCUCCAAGAAGAAACGGGAGCGGAAAUCGUCUUCACGGAAAUCCCAGUCAGGCAGUGAAGUGUCGCCGUCAAGACUUUACAGCACUUCCAUGUCUCCUGAACCUGAGGAGGUGCAGAUGUCGGAGCCGAUGGACUUCAGCCCUCCCCACGAGCAGCUGUCCCCCCGCGCCACCCUGUCCUCGCCCUCCAGGAUCGUGAACCGGCACAACAGCUUUGGCAGCACGGACACGGAGCUGGACCUGGGGCCCGCCAACCCCAACCCUGCCAGGUGGAGCGUGGAAGAAGUUUGGGAGUUUAUCCGCAGCCUGCCAGGCUGUAGUGACUUUGCGGAUGAGUUCCGUUCACAGGAGAUUGAUGGACAGGCACUGAUGCUGCUCAAGGAGGAUCACCUGAUGAGUGCCAUGAACAUGAAGCUGGGCCCCGCCCUCAAGAUAUGUGCCAGGAUCAACUCCUUAAAGCAGGAUUCCUGAGGAUAUCUGUAUCUCUUAGACUUUGUACAGGAGGAGAACUGGUGCAAUGACUUAUGAAGUCCUGUAGUACAAUAGAAGAAAAUGUGAAAUGUCAUUGCUUUCUCUUGCACUUCCGUUUUCCCAUC